This is a messenger RNA of Thlaspi arvense, 1548 nucleotides long. The record is from the annotation of a GenBank genome assembly. Lineage: Eukaryota; Viridiplantae; Streptophyta; Magnoliopsida; Brassicales; Brassicaceae.
AGAAGAUAAAAAAAUAGAGGAUCAAAAUUUAAUACUUAGAAACGCAUUGGACAAAAUGAGAAUACUAUGCCGACGCGUUGAUCGGUUUUAGCUCAAUUCCUCUGAUUUUGGUUCUUCACGAUUCACUGAAUCCGCAGAUUAUUUCUUGUUCGCGUGUUUCCUGUUUCGAAUCAGCAAAAUUCCAUCGUUUUCGUUUGAAUCUUUAGGUUUUCGGUUGCUUUUGCAUCUGAGAGAGACCAGAUCCGAAGUUUCUCGAAGGAAAUUGAGGAAGAAAAAAUGCCGGUAAGGCAUGGGCAAUCGUCGUUUCGAGAUCGGACUGACGAGUUCUUCAGCAUCGUCGAGACUCUGAGGAGAUCGAUUGCUCCGGCGGCGAAUAAUGUGCCGUAUGGUGGUGGUGGUGGUAGGAGCGAUGGGGGUAGAAGAGAGGAUCCGAGAUCCGCCGCGAUUGUCCAGUCGGAGUUUAAGAGGAGAGCUGCUAAUAUCGGUUUGGCCAUUCACCAGACGUCUCAGAAGCUAUCGAAGCUGGCGAAACUGGCGAAGAGGACAUCGGUUUUUGAUGAUCCUACCCAGGAGAUACAAGAGCUAACGGUGGUCAUCAAACAAGAGAUCUCUGCUCUGAAUACAGCUCUGCUCGACCUUCAAGCUGUUCGUAAUUCCCAGAAUAAUGAAGGGAACAUCUCUAGAGACACAACUACUCACUCAGCAACAGUCGUCGACGAUCUGAAGAACCGCCUGAUGGACACUACCAAAGAGUUUAAGGAUGUUCUUACCAUGAGAACCGAGAACAUGAAGAUCCAUGAAAAUCGAAGGCAACUUUUCUCUUCAAACGCUUCAAAAGAAUCAACAAACCCAUUCGUUCGCCAGCGUCCUUUGGCUUCUAAGCCUGCUCCUAGUCAAGCUGCUCCUCUUCCAUGGGCAAAUGGGGCUUCUUCUUCUUCUUCAUCUCAGUUAGUCUCAAGGAAACAUGGAGAGUCCGAAUCUGCACCAUUGUUGCAGCAGAGUCAACAACAACAACAGCAGCAGCAACAGAUGGUCCCGUUGCAAGACACGUAUAUGCAGAGCCGUGCAGAAGCUCUUCACAACGUGGAAUCAACAAUCCAUGAGCUAAGCAAUAUCUUCACACAACUAGCAACCAUGGUUUCUCAGCAAGGGGAGAUAGCUAUCAGAAUUGAUCAGAACAUGGAAGAUACAUUGGCGAAUGUUGAAGGAGCACAGAGCCAACUAGCCAGGUAUCUCAACAGUAUAUCGUCGAACCGAUGGCUGAUGAUUAAGAUUUUCUUCGUACUGAUUGCAUUUCUCAUGGUUUUUCUCUUCUUCGUGGCGUAAUAUUGAGAUGAAAAAAAAAUUGAUUUUAAAAAGAGUUUCAACCAUUUUAGACAUCGUUCUUUUUUUCUAUCGUAUCUUUAUUGACAUGUAAAGACCUUAAAGAGAAAAGUGAUCUUUAUGCUCUAUUCAGAUUAAUGGAGAUAUAUAUAUAUAUUGCCACUUCCAUGUAAAAUUGAUUUAAGCUUCUUAAACAUUUUUGUGAUUAUGUUUUUCAACUCUGUU